GCAGUCGCGUUGGUGCAGCGAGUGGUUGCAUGACAGACUGUCCCGUUUGUUCAGAGAUUCACUUCUGACUUUUACCAACACAAAGGAUUUCUUUGGAAGCAAAACAAGGACAGCAACGCGCUGAAGAGGUAAGAAAUUUCAAGACCCUGUUCGUCGACUUGUCACUGUUGUACAAGCAUGACUGAGGUCUCACAGGCACCGGUUGUCAUUGCCAAUGACAUGGAGGAUGUCUUCUGUGAAAAUGAAGAAGAAAUGGGCAGUGCAGAAAAGAAAGAAAAUGAUGAAACGCACAAGGGUGAACUGGUGAGUGAUAAAGAAGACGAAAGUGAGGAAAACGAGAGUUCACAUAAAGAAGAUGAAACACCCGGCCACACAAGCGAUAAAACAAGCGAAGAAACUGACAAGACGCACACGAACGGUGUGGCGCACAUCGACGCCACCACUACAAAUGAGAAACAUCUGAAGUGUGAAGUGAGUGCGGAAGCUGUCAAUGGUGUACAAAAGGAGCAACAGGAGCAACCGGAACCUCACAUGAAUGACGACCAGAAUAUUUCUGAUUUGACACUAAAAAAAGAGAAACUUCUGAGGUCCAGAAAGCCAGUGGCAAGAAGUUAUGUGCCGAAAGAGAGAAAAGACAAGGGGGAUGUGUCGGGCAAGUUUGAAGCCAUGCAGAAGGCCAGGGAAGAACGCAGCAGGCAGAGAAACAGGGACGAGCAGCAGAAGAGGAAAGAGCAGUAUAUCAAGGAGAGGGAGUGGAACCGAAGGAAGCAGCAGAUAAAAGAACUGCUUGCUUCCAGUGAUGAGGAAGAAGAGGUGCGGCCUGCAAAGGUAGAGAAAUCCUACGUUCCCAAAAUCACAGGGAGCGUCAAGGGAAAAUUUGCAGAGAUGGAAAAACAGAGACAAGAAGAGGAGAGGAAGAGGAUGGAAGGAGAGAGGAAGAAGAGGGAAGCCCAGGACAACAUUGAGAAAGCCAAAAUCAGGAAGGAAUUGGCUCAGAAGGCUGUUGAGGAGGGAGAUGACACAAUGCUGGUACGUGUCGUUCCCGCAAAGUCGUCCAAAGCUCCAGGCCGAAUCAAGGUGAACUUUGAAGACAUGGAGAGGAGUCGAGAGGAGGAACUGAAGAAGAAGGCAGAGGAAGAGAAGCUCAAACAAUACAACGAAAACAGACGCUCAUUCAGGGAAGCCAAGCGGCGCUCAGUUGUUGACCAAGAUUUGGAGGAGAAGCCAUCUGAGAAAAUGCACUUGAAUCCUGGAAAACUGAAAUUGACAUUUGAGGAGGAGGAGAAAGAAAGACAGGAGCAAAGGAGAAAGCUUGCUGAGGAGGAAGCCAAGAGGCGCUUGCUUGAGGAAAAGAAGGCUUUUGAAGAAGCCAGACUGGAAAUGGAUGAAGAUGAAGAAAACAUGGAUCCUGUUCAUGAAGACAAAGAGGAAGCACGUCCCGGAAAACUGAGACUGAGCUUUGAAGAGUUGGAGAGACAAAGAGUCGAAGCAUUGCGCAAGAAGGCAGAGGAAGAGGCAAAAAAACGAAUGGAAGAAGAAAGAAGAUCUUUUGCUGAAGCCAGAAAGAGCAUGCUGGUGGAUGAGGACGAUGAGGUGCUGAUGGCUUUGCUGAACCUGGAGGGCAGUAAACCCGGGAAAAUUUGUGCCAGUUUUGAGGAUCUGGAACGCCAAAGAAGGGAGGAGGAGCAGAAGAGGGCAGAGGAGGAGGCCAAGAGGAGGCUGGAAGAAGAAAAGAGGCUCUUCGCUGAAGCCCGCAAGAGCAUGGUGUUCGAUGACGGAGAAGAAGUGAUGAUUAAGACCGAGUCUCAGGAGGCGCUGCACCCGAGGAAGCUGGAGAUGAACUUUGAGGAGCUACUGAAAGAGAAAGAGGAAAAUGAGAAAAAACGCAAAGCAGAAGAGCGUAAAAAGAAAAUGGAGCAAGAAAAACAAGAAUUUGAACAACUCCGCCAGGAAAUGGGCGAGGAAGAAAUAAAUGAAAGCUCUGAAAUUAUAAGUAAGGAGUACGAGGAGUUGACCAAGCUGAAAAGGACUGGAUCCAUCCAAGCAAAGAACCUCAAGACAAAGUUUGAAAAAAUCAAGCAGCUAAAAGAAGAAGAAAUACAGAAAAAAAUCGACAUGGAAAGAGCAAAGCGAAAGGCCAUAGAUAAUGAGAUCAAAGAGAGAGAGGCAGAGCGAUUCCAGGAGGAUGAGGCACAAGAAAUGCCGGCUGUAAGAGUGGAAGAGCCUCCUUUUAAACAAAAGGUAGACAUGCGAGCGAGAUUUGAGCAGAUGGCAAAAGCAAGAGAAGAGGAAGAGAGGAAAAGAAUAGAAGAACAAAAGUUGCAAAGAAUGCAAUUCGAGCAGCAGGAAAUUGAUGCCGCCCUACAAAAGAAGAAAGACGACGACGUGGAGGAUGAAGGUGGCAUUAUCAACGGCUCUGCAGCUUAUGAGGAUGAGGAGGAUCAUGCCAGGUCUGGAGCUCCCUGGUUCAAAAAGCCGCUUAAAAAUCAGUCUGUGGUAGAUUCAGAGCCAGUUCGCUUUACCGUAAAGAUAACUGGGGAGCCCAAGCCAGAGGUGACCUGGUGGUUUGAGGGAGAGAUGCUCCAGGACUGCGAGGACUACCAGUACAUAGAGCGAGGAGAGACGUACUGCCUCUACCUGCCAGAGACCUUCCCAGAGGAUGAGGGAGAGUACAUGUGUAAGGCUGUGAACAGCAGAGGCACAGCAGCAAGUACCUGCAUCCUCACAAUAGAAAGUAAGACCACCUUGGUGUGAUUGCAUGCCUGCAUGGUCCCUCCCGAUCUGGAUUUUCAACCUCUCUUCAUGAAGUGGAUUGCAUGUUCCUCUUCCUUUUUGACCUCGAGACAGAAAUGGAUUUGGCUGACUACUCUUCUGCCUGUCUUUCUUGCAGCUUAUGACUACUGAUGUCCCUCCAUGAGUUGGAAAAUUUCCCUGUUGUCUCUCACCCCUUCUGUAAAACUUCAUCGCUCAUGGUAUGGUCAACCAUAGAGGGAUGAAAAAAGCAGUAUGCUGGCAUUCCUGAGGAAGGGAUACACAACAAUAUACACACGCCAAAUAACAAAACAAAAUAAAACACAGGAUGUUUACGUUUAACAGUUGUAAAGCUGCACUCCCAGUCAAGAUUUAGAAUGAUACUUGUGCCAAAAAUAGCCUUGAUCCUUGUUUUCGAAGCAAAGGAUUGCACAAAACUUUUUAACUAUUUGCUACAAGGCCCAACAAUUAUUUGAUACAAUUUUCGAAGAUGUAGUACUGUACUGUAAAUAUCAUUCUUUAUGGUCCAUGUCAUGACAAGUGUUAUGUUUGAGGUUUCAGAUGUAAAAAAAAA
Molecule: messenger RNA, 3325 nt
Organism: Salarias fasciatus (jewelled blenny)
Lineage: Eukaryota; Metazoa; Chordata; Actinopteri; Blenniiformes; Blenniidae
Gene: nexn
Product: nexilin (F actin binding protein)
Exons: 13
Coding region: 178-2754 (858 amino acids)
Biological process (GO): mitochondrial fusion
Source: RefSeq, a predicted model, not a curated record